This is a messenger RNA of Globicephala melas (long-finned pilot whale), 8429 nucleotides long. It is a transcript of the gene TLL1, whose product is annotated as tolloid like 1. Gene Ontology annotation, molecular function: calcium ion binding; zinc ion binding; metalloendopeptidase activity. The record is from RefSeq and is a predicted model, not a curated record. Gene Ontology annotation, biological process: proteolysis. NCBI's taxonomy places the organism in Eukaryota, Metazoa, Chordata, Mammalia, Artiodactyla, Delphinidae.
GGUAAAAAGACAGCCGGGGUGGGGGGGGAGAAGGCAAACAGUGCAUCCCCAAAUCCUCCCACUUUCGCCCUUCUCGCAGCCAGUUGCCGUGCUGCUUCUGCGGCUUUUAAGGUCUGGCGGCGCAGGGAUGUCUGCCCCCCACCCGCGACCGCGGUCCCCACUUUCAGCUCAGACGCGUUGAUGUGCAGAAGGGUCUCGUCCUCCCAGGGCGGCGCCGGGUCUUGGGUGCGGGACACGUGCGGGGCCUGAGCCCGGGGACCUGGGAGCCUGAGCCCGGGAGCCUGAGCCUGGGGCAGCCGAGCCGUUGAGCCGCAGGAAGGACGGCCGCGGGGAGGCAGCCUGGCCGCGCGCCCGCCCGGACCCGCUCCGUACCUGCCCCCGCCCGCCACCUAGCCCGCGCCGGGGGACAGGCCGCCCAGCCCUCUCUCGGCCCGACGGCGCCCCAUGUCCCCAGACACCUGAGCGCCGGCCGCGCCGAGGAGCCUCCCACGAGGACAGCCACCGGGGCCCUUCCUCGCGAGGAAGAUGGGGCUGGAGACGCUUUCCCUGGGGAUGCUCGCGUGGCUGGUGGCCACGGGGGCUGUCCUCUGCGCGGAGCUGGGGGUCUGCGCCGGCCUCGACUAUGACUACACUUUCGGUGGCAACGGAGAGGAAGAGGCGGAGGCGCUGGACUACAAGGAUCCGUGCAAAGCCGACUGACCACUGCUCUAAGCAGUGUUGGGGCAAUGCCUGGGCUGCCCGACCCCUUGAAGUUCAAGAAGAAGCACCAGGACUUCUCAUGAUGGGAGGUCAGAAUCAAUCUGUGUUUUGGGGUGACAUUGCCUUAGACGAUGAAGACUUAAAUAUCUUUCAAAUUGAUAGGACAAUUGACCUUACACAGAAACCCUUUGGAAAAUUUGGACAUACCACAGGUGGAUUUGGAGACCAUGGUAUGUCAAAGAAACGAGGGGCCCUCUACCAACUUAUAGACAGGAUAAGAAGAAUUGGCUCUGGCUUGGAGCAAAACAACACAGUUAAGGAAAAAGUACCUCUAAAAUUCUCAGGGCAAAAUGAGAAAAAUCGAGUUCCCAGAGCUGCUACAUCAAGAACUGAAAGAGUAUGGCCUGGAGGUGUUAUUCCUUACGUUAUAGGAGGCAACUUCACUGGCAGCCAGCGAGCCAUGUUCAAGCAGGCCAUGAGGCACUGGGAAAAGCACACAUGUGUGACUUUCAUUGAAAGAGGGGAUGAAGAGAGUUACAUUGUAUUCACAUAUAGGCCUUGUGGAUGCUGCUCCUAUGUAGGUCGGCGUGGAAAUGGACCUCAGGCUAUCUCUAUUGGCAAGAACUGUGAUAAAUUUGGAAUUGUUGUUCAUGAAUUGGGCCAUGUGAUAGGCUUUUGGCAUGAACACACACGACCAGAUCGAGAUAAUCAUGUAACUAUCAUAAGAGAAAACAUCCAGCCAGGUCAAGAGUACAAUUUUCUGAAGAUGGAGCCUGGAGAAGUGAACUCGCUUGGAGAAAGAUAUGAUUUUGACAGUAUCAUGCACUAUGCCAGGAACACCUUCUCAAGGGGGAUGUUUCUGGAUACCAUUCUCCCCUCACGUGAUGAUAAUGGCAUACGUCCAGCAAUUGGUCAGCGAACCCGUUUAAGCAAAGGAGAUAUUGCACAGGCAAGAAAGCUGUACAGAUGUCCAGCAUGUGGAGAAACCCUACAAGAAUCCAAUGGCAACCUUUCCUCCCCAGGAUUUCCAAAUGGCUACCCAUCUUAUACACACUGCAUUUGGAGAGUUUCUGUCACUGCAGGAGAGAAGGAUCUGGACAUGCAGGUUCAACAGCCAUGGCUCACGGGCCCCGUCACUCCACAGCAUGUGGUAUCUUCCCAGACUGGGGCACGAACCCAUGUCCCCAUCGGCAGGCAGACUCUCAACAACUGCGCCACCAGGGAAGCCCCCAGUUUUCUUUUGAUUUACAUUUGCAUGGCAUGUCUUUUUCCAUCCCCUCACUUUCACUCUGUAUAUGUCCCUAGGUCUGAAGUGGGUCUCUUUAGACAGCAUAUAUACGGAUCUUUUUUUAUCCAUUCAGCCAGUCUGUGUCUUUUGGUGGGAGCAUUUAAUCCAUUUAAAUUUAAGAUUGUCUUAAACUUUACUACGAUGGACCUAUACAAAAGUAGUUUGUGCUGGUAUGAUUACAUUGAAGUAAGAGAUGGGUACUGGAGGAAAUCACCUCUCCUUGGUAGAUUCUGUGGGGACAAAUUGCCUGAAGUUCUAACCUCUACAGACAGCAGAAUGUGGAUUGAGUUUCGUAGCAGCAGUAAUUGGGUGGGAAAGGGCUUUGCAGCUAUCUAUGAAGCUAUCUGUGGAGGUGAGAUACGUAAAAAUGAAGGACAGAUUCAGUCUCCUAAUUACCCCGAAGACUACAGGCCGAUGAAAGAAUGUGUAUGGAAAAUAGCAGUGUCAGAAGACUGCUAUGUUGGGCUGACCUUUCAGGCCUUUGAGAUUGAGAGACAUGACAACUGUGCCUAUGACUACCUAGAAGUUCGAGAUGGAACCAGUGAAAAUAGUCCUUUAAUAGGGCGUUUUUGUGGUUAUGAUAAACCUGAAGAUAUCAGAUCUACCUCCAAUACCUUGUGGAUGAAGUUUGUUUCUGAUGGAACUGUGAACAAAGCAGGGUUCGCUGCCAAUUUUUUUAAAGAGGAAGACGAGUGUGCCAAGCCUGACCGUGGAGGCUGUGAGCAGCGUUGUCUGAACACACUGGGCAGUUACCAGUGCUCCUGCGAGCCUGGCUAUGAGCUGGGACCUGACAAAAGGACCUGCGAAGCGGCUUGCGGAGGACUUCUUACAAAACUGAAUGGCACCAUAACCACUCCAGGCUGGCCCAAGGAGUACCCUCCCAACAAACACUGCGUGUGGCAAGUGGUGGCACCAACACAGUACAGAAUUUCUAUGAAGUUUGAGUUUUUUGAAUUGGAGGGCAAUGAAGUUUGCAAAUACGAUUAUGUGGAGAUUUGGAGUGGUCUUUCUUCUGAGUCUAAAUUGCAUGGCAAAUUUUGUGGUGCUGAAGUGCCUGAAGUGAUCACAUCUCAGUUCAACAAUAUGAGAAUUGAAUUCAAAUCUGACAAUACUGUAUCCAAGAAGGGUUUCAAAGCACAUUUCUUCUCAGACAAAGAUGAGUGCUCUAAGGAUAAUGGCGGGUGCCAACAUGAGUGUGUCAACACAAUGGGAAGCUACAUGUGUCAGUGCCGUAAUGGAUUUGUGCUGCAUGAAAAUAAACAUGAUUGCAAGGAAGCUGAGUGUGAACAGAAGAUUCACAGUCCAAGUGGCUUCAUCACUAGUCCCAACUGGCCAGACAAGUACCCAAGCAGGAAAGAAUGCACAUGGGAAAUCAGUGCAACUCCUGGUCAUCGAAUCAAAUUAAUCUUUAGUGAGUUUGAGAUUGAGCAGCAUCAAGAAUGUGCUUAUGAUCAUUUGGAAGUAUUUGAUGGAGAAACGGAAAAAUCACCAAUUCUUGGACGACUAUGUGGGAACAAGAUACCAGAGCCCCUUGUGGCUACUGGAAAUAAAAUGUUUGUUCGGUUUGUUUCUGAUGCAUCUGUUCAAAGAAAAGGCUUUCAAGCCACACAUUCUACAGAGUGUGGUGGCAGACUGAAAGUGGAAUCAAAACCCAGAGAUCUGUACUCACAUGCUCAGUUUGGUGAUAACAACUAUCCAGGACAAGUUGACUGUGAAUGGCUGUUAGUGUCAGAACGGGGCUCUCGACUCGAGUUAUCCUUCCAGAUUUUUGAAGUGGAAGAAGAAGCCGACUGUGGCUAUGACUAUCUUGAGCUCUUUGACGGUCUCGAUUCAACAGCGGUGGGGCUUGGUCGAUUCUGUGGAUCAGGGCCACCAGAAGAGACCUAUUCAAUUGGUGAUACAGUUUUAAUUCAUUUUCACACUGAUGACACAAUCAGCAAGAAAGGAUUUCAUAUAAGAUACAAAAGCAUCAGAUAUCCAGAUACCACGCAUACCAAAAAUUAACACCAUAACCUCCAUCAAAACAUAAAGGAAUGGGCAUAAUGGAAAGAAGAUGUAUUUCUUUUUUAAAUGAAGAUUUUAGCACAAAGUUUUAUAUAAUGAGUUUGAGCAGAAGAAAACUGCAAGACCAGAAUUAUCUUUGUACUAAAAGAGAAGUUUCCAGCUAACCCUGAUCAACAUUACCAGGAUAUCUGAACUUCAUUCUUGACAGUAUAAAUAUAAAUAAAGUUGGUGAAAGGGCAUCUCAUGCUUCAAAGAAGACUUUACAAUCCUUUGUUCACAGCUCACCAUAGCUGCUUCACAAUUCAGACAGUCCCAUUCAGGGUCUGUGACCCUGCAGAGUGUCCGUUUUGACAAUUUUUCAAUAUAUGGGAAAAGUAAAAUGACCUUGCAGGUCAUAAACUGGAAUACCCUCUCCUUGUAUCUUAGGAUAAUUGCUUUGACUUUGGAUCUUGAAGACAGUGUAAACCAGACCCAUAUAAGUUGUUGUGAAGUGGGAGUCUCUUGAGGGUGGUUUAUACUUUAAAUGUGGGUAUGACCAAUGCUUGGAAACUGGAAUAUUUCAGCUUCAUUAUUUUCACUUGCAGGCUAAAUUUACCUCUUUGAAACAAAUGAUCUCGAGACCACUUCCUUUUUGUGACAUUCUGACAAGUUUGAAAUGUCAAUACUAUCUAUCAUUGCAGUUAACUCUAGAUAUCAUUUAUUUAAGUGCUGGAAAAUGCCCAGUUGAUUGGUAAACUCAGUUCUUUCAGUGAAAGUUCUGUCUUUUCAUACCAAAUUCAAGAAGACUUGUGAUGUCUUAUGAACUUGAUGAGACAACUCCCAACAGGUGUGAACAGGAUUCUUCUAAGCGACUGCCUGGAUGGUUCAUACUCAAGUUCCACUGCUGCUAUUGUCUUUCUUUUGUUGUUGAUCUGUUGUAGUUAAUGUUGAUGUUGUCAUGGUUAAUGUAUUUUUUUUUAAUGAAAUGAAAUGAAGUGGAAGUAGGCCUUGUUAGAAUUGAAAGAUCUCUUUCUUUCUCUUCCUAGAAAUCAGUUUUUUUUAAUGCAAUGUUGAAAAAAAAAAACGAUUUGUUUCUGAAAGACUUUCCAUGGUGCUAUUCCAUAAACAUUUUUUUAAACAAAGUUUUUGACCUUUGAGCCAACCACCUGUAGACUAUGAAUGUCUCUGUCUGGCUGGUAGCACUUGAAGACUAAAGACUUAAUGUAUCAAGAGUAUAUCAUUGCAAGGGCAACACUUGUCCUGUGGAACAACUGCUUAUAUUGCCUUAGAAUUCUUUCACAUGAUCGAGCAGAUCCUCCUAAGAGACACAACUUUUGAAAAGUUGAACAUAAUAGUGUAUGUUAAUUAGCAUUUCUAUGAGGAAAAUCCAUUUCUGUGACUGAGAGCAUUGGAUAUAAGUAUGGUGACCUGCUUUUACGGUAGAAAAUGAAUUUUCUGCUUUAAAGGCAGGUUUUUAAAAAAAUAUUAAUGUAUGUAUAUGUGAGGUUGUCUGAAUGAGUGGAGUUACAAGGAGGUGAAAAGUAGUGGGUGGUUGAAAAGUUUAAAUUUAUGUGCCAAUUUCUACUAAAAUCCUAAAGUAGCACCUUUCAUAGGACGUUUCAUGGACAAAUAAUGGGAACUUCUAAUUAUUAUCAACCCCAUUUUAAAAAGGCUCCUUCCUUCAGAGAAACUCUAUUUUCAUAUUUUUUGAUAUUGAUAUAGAUUGCUAUAUGAAGUAGCUUUUGUUCUGUUACCUGUCCAUGAACAUUCAACAUUUAAUAAAAUUGAGAAUUUUUCUUCAUUUUACAAAAUUAAACUAUACACACAGAUUUAGCUUAUUUGUUUUUUUUUUUUUGUCAUUGUUGCCUUGGAAAUCUUUUCUUGCAUAUGAAUUUUAUUAUGUAAAUACAUUUUUAAAACCAAUCUUUUGAUCUUACUGAAUGUUACAUUGGAAAUGUAUAACUAACGCCUGCAAUAUAAUGAGCUUUUUAGUGGAGCUGAUUUAUUCCAGUAACUCUUCUAUAUUUUUUUUUACGAAUCUCCAGUUAGCCAAAAUAUUGGGAAUGGGAAUUAGAGGAGAAAAAAAACAUUAACACCUAAUAUACUACACUGUGCCCAGCCCAGUACUAGGCACAUACACUAGCUCUUUUUAACCUUUAUGCCACCCUUUGAGAACUGUGGUGAUGUUCUCAUUUUGUGGUUUAGGAAAUGAGGCUCAAAGAAGGCAUAUAAUGUUCCCAGGGUCACAGUGUAAAGUCAGAUGUUAAAGCCCAGAUUGUUUGAUAUAAAAAUCUGUGUUUGUUCUACAAAAUGUAGUAGAAUCAAUCUUGACCUAUAUAAAUAGUAGAUAUAUUUUAUGAUGAAACUUCUCCACAUAAAGUCAAUUUUAGAGGUGAAUUACAGUAAAACUUUCAGGAUAAGCAUUGUUCCUUUCAGUAAUAGCAUGACAAUUCAAAUAUCAACUGUAGAUAUCUUUAAGAACCAUAGAUAGUACUAGAAAUGUGAAAAACAAAAAAACUACUAUAUAGUUUGGAGUUAGUAACUAUGGGCCUUUUGUUAAAAUAAAUAUAUUAAAUUAUUUUAUCUGGUGUAGUAGGAGAAAUGUAGUGUUCUACUUUAAGAAAUAUUGUUAAUAUUCUGACUGACAUCUUAUUAGGCCACAAUGAGCUGCCUUUAACACAACUGAGAAAUAAAGUAUUUAGAAGGCACACCACAGAGAUGUUGUCAUAACUUAGGUCUUCAAUGGGAACAUUAAUUUUUUAUUGUACCUUAUGUCAGAUAUCAGCUCACUGAAUAUUAUUUUUAUAUUAAUUUGACUUUGGCUUAAGUGUGUUGUUAAAUUCAAACACAAACAGCUUCAUUGUGAUUGUGUUAAUAAUUGUUAAUUACUGUUCUAGGCAUUUUAUUAGUUUUGUAAAUUUAUUUUCAACCUCUACUCUCUAUCUGCCAAAGUUCUAACUCCUAUACAAUCCUCACUAACUAUACAUAGAAAAAAACUGCUCCCACUUUAUAUGAUUUUACUAAAUUAUUUUUAAAUUCAAUUUUGAAUAUUAAUCUAGUUUGUUUAGGAAAUCUUGACAACUGAACAAAACAACAUUUUUAAAUAAAUAUAUGAGAAACAGCAAUUCUAUUUCCAAAGUCUCCAAAUGUCCCCUGCCUGUGUUGGCUGAAUUUUUGCUAUCUUGGAUUAAUUUUAGUAUACCACAGUUAUCAGAUUCAAAUUCUGUUCAAUUUUGUUUUUAAAUGUUUUAGUCUCUUUUGUUUGGUUUCUAUUACUAUAUUUUUGAUAGUAAGCCUCAGAUAAUGAAAUUUUAUUCUCACAUAUAGAAAAUCUCUAAAGGCAUCUAAUUACUCUUCACAAGGCUAAAAUUUUUUUAAAAGAAAUAUUAAAUUACAUAUUUCUUUAGAUUUAGUAAACUAUAGCGAUGUGUGACAUUAAAAAUAACUUUUCUUAAAGCAAUUAACAAAAUGUUUGGAAAUUUUAUUUAACAAUAAUUUUAUUUAGCAAGAAUAUUUUGGAUAAAGGAAAACCUUAAUACCACUUAUUAAAUCCUGCAUGGGAGGAAGAAAACAGGAAAAAUAAUUACCAUAUAAAGAUCUAUAACUUGAGCUGCAGUGAUGACGUCUGUUUUACUAGAAAAAAUAUGUAAUAUGAGCUUAUCAAAAAGAAAGAAAAGAUGGUCUAUGGAUGCAUUUUUACAUCAAUGCAUAAUAAAUGGUUACCAAUGAACAUUUAACUUUUAGUCUUUUAGUGCUAUUGUUAUAAAAUUGAGAAAUUUUGUCAUUAGCUUAGGAAAUGAUGGAAAGGUUGGAUCUUAUACAAUGCGAAAUAUUAUUAUUAGUCUCCAAACUUUCUUUUGACAUGUACUUUUUAAAUUGUUCAGCUUUCAACCUACCUACAUUUCACUCCCCACCAGUGUACUCAAACUGAUUUCAGGCUUACCAUGUAAUUCUAGUCAAUACCAUGACACCUACUUGGUGCAGAGGUCAACACAAGGUGAUUCCAAACAGUGUAUAGGGCCCUGAGCAUGUCUCAUAUAUAUAAUCUCCCUCUCGUCCAAUAUUUUGAAUACAAAUUCAGUGCAAUAAAUCUCAACUUCUAACUUUAGAAGACUUGUAGGUAAACUAUUACUUGGGUUAAAGCCUAUAAAAAGAGAAGACCUAAGCACCAACCUGUAGUAUAAGACAUGUGGAUAGAAGGCCCUGGCAGCUGGGUCUUCUCCUGCAUUUGCUGCCAGAGCAGAGGUGGUUGAAGUGGCAGGGAGAGGUCCAUUUCAAGGAAUGCCCUUAAAAUUAUUUAAACAGGAGAACACCCAGAAAGGACAAAUAAAGUGAAAGGAUUAUAGAUAAUAAGGCUUGAAUAUGUAAAUCUAUCCUAAAGCAUUAUUUAAUGGACAUUCCGUAGAGGGGUAUAAUUAAAAAUUAAAUUUCAGAAAAAUUUUCCACAGAGAUGUAAUAA